GUGUGCCUGAGGCCUGGGGGCGUGUUUCUCCUCAGGGCGGGAAGGAGGGAGGGACCAGGCAGGAGGCCUGGCUACGCAAAAGGGAACCGAGCUGCCAAAGGAGGAAGCGGCCCAGACUGAAAAGGGCCUAAUGAGCGGGCUUGAAGGAGUUCCUAGCACAACCCUAAUUAUUUAGGGAAGGCUGCUUCGAAGAAGGUACAGUAUAUCCAGGUUGGAACAGGAAUCAAUAUGUUGCCGAUGAGUGAAGCAGUCUUAUCACAGAACAAAGUUGGAGAGACCUUGGAGGAUGAAGAUGACAUGACAUGUGGAGACUUAGGAAAUGGACUUGUUAAAAGACAUAGUGGUCUGUAUGAACCUGAAGGCUUCAAUGUACAUGCAAGUAGGCCUAGAGGAUGUUCAACAGGGAAAAGUGUUAGUCCAUUAAUGUUGAUUAAGAAAGAAGACUCAGAUGUUCCAGUUCUUUGUUGUUCAAGGUGUAACAGUUUGAGUGACAUGCCUGUUAAGAAAUUUGGAAUGAAUGAAUUUCGAACCUACAGUCGACAAAACAGUUCUGAAUCUAAUUCCGAAGCAUCAAAUGAAGAAUUAAAGCAGCAGCUUCAAGAAGUUGUGGAGGAAGUAGAAAUUUUAAGAGUUGAGUUAGAAGCAUCUCAAAGACAACUUGAAGGCAAAGAGCAAGCCUUAAAACUUCUGCAGAGCAUGGCUGUGUUGGAUAAAGCCACUAGUCAUACUAAAGCAAUUUUUAAAAAAACUGAGGAGCAAAAGAAAGCUUUAGAAAAGGAAAUAAAUGUUCUACAAUGGGAAAUGAAACUUAACCAGGAGAAAUUUAAAAAUAUAGAGGAGGCUUGGGCAGAAAAAUAUGACAGCAUAUAUUGUGAAAAUUCUGCACUUAAAAAAACACUUAAAUUGAAAACGGAAGAAAUUAAAUCACUGAAGUCUGAAAAGGAAAUUUUGGAUCAACAACAUUUGGAGAUUCUUGCAAUGCUUGAUGUUAAGCAACAGAAGAUUGUUCAGGAGAAUAUGUCCCUUAGCAAGAGUGGUCUUACAGAGAUUACAGGACUUGAAAUGGCAGUACUUGGAGCCUGCACUUGUAAUGGUCCUGAGGGAGAGCCAUGUUCCUGUGCUAAGAUGUCAGCUGCAACCAGAAAAAAACUUCUUCAACUUAACAAAGAGUUUGAAAUUCUGAAGAAGAGCAAAGAAGAGGCUUAUAUAAUGGCAGAUGCUUUCCGAAUUGCGUUUGAGCAGCAGCUGAUGCGGAGGAAGGAUCAGGCUCUGAGGCUUGCACAGAUGAGUAAGAGCUGCAGAAAAGAAACAAGAUCACUAAACUGGAAACACAUCAAGGAGGAUGGUGCUUUCAGAUCGCAAGGAAUUAAGAAAAGCUUGGGAGAAAGGUUGAAGGGCAUGCUUAUAUCGGGCACCGACAGUAAGAAACUGGAAGAACUGGACAAUCCCCAUGAGAUCAUCAGAAUGUUAAUAGACUUGUUGAACGAUAAAGAAGAAAUUUUGGCCCAUCAAAGGAAGGUUAGUUAUAUGCUGGCUCGUACUUUGGAAAAAAAAGAAAAUGGUUCACAGAAUAAAGCAAAGAAACUUUCAGAAGAGCUUCCUCUUCGGAAUAGACAAUGUGGAAACGAUUCAGAACCCCAAGAAUUGGCUAUUCCUUUAUGUUCCUGUUGCCAAACAUAUACCGUUGAAGAUGGCUCUUGUUCUGUUUCUAAUACAUGUCCCAGCAGAACUCUAGAUUGUACGUCUAAGAAUUCACAUUCCACAACGUCGGGAAAAAACGAUAAUUUAGAAGAAUGCAAUACGAACUGAAGUUAUGUAGUCAAUGGAAAUUGAAGCUAUGGACUAUUUUGUAGAAACUUGAAGUGAAAAAUGGCAAAGCAACACAAUAUCCUAGCUCCUUCAUGUUUUACGACUCCUACUAAGAUCCAUGUCUCUUUCAAUGUACACAUGGAGCUCUUCUGAGUGGCUUUCUGUGCUGUAUUUCAAGUCAGGGAGAAGACAAGACCACAGCACAAUGCUAGAAAUUAAAAGCUGUGUGUUAUAUAGAAGUCAGUAUGAAAGAUUAUAGAACCUCUAGAUUGAACUGUAAUUCUGUCAUUAUAAUGCAGAUCUUUUUAAAUUAAAUUAUUUUAGCAUAUUUCUGUGCACUAAACAGAUCUUGCUCUUCUGCUCAUAGGAAAAAAUCUCUUCUGAUAGACUCCCACCCACACCUACAAAAGUGUAAAAAGUUGUUUUCUGCUGUGCCUUGUAUGUGACAAUCAGUGAAAACAAGGAAGACAUUUCCUUUCCCCUCCAUUUCUUUUGUGAGUUGCUUCUCUUUAGGCUAAGACCAAAAGACCUCUUCAAGCAAAGAUGCUACAUUUCUUAGACCAUUCAUGAUUCCAUAGGACUGAACCAAGGCAAUUAAAGUACAUUCCUUCUACGGCAUAGAUGCAUCCCAAGGUUUUCUUUUCCAUUGCUGGAAGUUUUGAUGUUCUAUCAUUUUUGUAUUUAAAGAAGGAAUUGUAAGUAUGCUGCCGCUGUAAUACGCAUCUUUUUUGGUGAAAUUACAAAGAAUGCACUUUUCCCCAUUGCGCAUUACAUUCAGCAACAAAUACUUUUUUUAGUUUCAGGGUUUUGAAAAUUGAGGUGUGCAUUAGAUUCGAUAUCACAUUAGACUCGAGUAAAUAUAUGUAGAGAACAUAUAAAUGACUCUCAUUUAUAACUAUAAAUGAGUUAUCAAAAAUGGAAACAGAACUUGGAAAGGGUUUUUUUUAACUGUAGCUCUAAGACAACUCUAGCCAGCAAGGGCACUCAGCAUGCUAACAAUUUAUGUUGUAUCCCACCUUUCUUCUGAUAAUGGUGCUCAAAGUGGCUAACAACAUACUAAAAGUUAAAAAUAAUUCAAAGGUAAUAACCAUAUAAAAAUAAGAUUUUAAAAACAAAUGCUUUUAAGUAAAAACAAUAAGCAUUAAAAUAUUGAAAUUAGCUCUAUAAAAAACCUUAAAAGUUUAAUACUAGCAUUGCAUAUCAUCAAAAGCCUCAUCUUCAUCAAUAUGCAAAAGCCUGACAGAGAUUUAAUUUUAAAAUCCAGGUAAACAUUUGUUAAAUAUAAAAGCAUAAUUACUGCAUGUUGGAAUAAAUAUGGAAAUAAGUGAAAAGACCAAAAUGUACAAAUUGUGAAAACCCAAGAACUAUACUAUGUUAUAGCUACUGUUCAGUUUUUUCAGUGAUUAUGGAUGAAAUAUUUCAUAUCCCAAAAGGCAUCUGUUUAGAAAUUCCACUUAACGAUUAUUAUUUAAUUAAACAUGAAGGCCAGAAUUUUGUUAAAUGCUUCCUCAUUGAUUUUUUGAGUGCAAAUACAGAUUUAUAAUUGCUUUUAAUGCCGUUUACAUUUUCUAAAAAUAGUUUGUUUUGAAUUUCACUCAGCAGUUAUUGUUCAUAUUGAAAAUUACCAAAGGACCUUUUAUGCUAUCCAUUUUGCAUUAUUUAUGGAUUUUAUAUAAGAUUGGCUGUUUUAAAGUAAACAGCAUCAGGUUUUUAAAACACUUUUUUCCUUGCUAUUUUAAAUGGAUCUCUGAGAGGCAUUCAUUUAAAUAGAAUGCCAUUUUCAGAUAUGAUGGAUUUCAUAAUUAAGAGAGUGGUUAGUCUAAGUAAUCGUUUUUAUCAGCAGUACUUUGAGGUUCCUUUGGGAUGAUGAGUCAUGGAUUAUUUCACUUCGUUAGCAGAAAUUCAAAUUGUAUCUAGUGCUGUAGAUUGUGAGGUUUUUCACUGUUGUUCAGCAGUUCCCAACUUUCCACGCCAUAGAUUGUAUUGGCUAGGUCUGCUUGAGAGUACGAUCCAAAAACAUCUGGGAGGCUGUACAAUUCUCACACCUAAACAAUAAGAAGCCAGUCAGACUACUGUGAGAAUAAGGUGCCAAAAUGUAUGAAACCCACUCUUAUACGAGUACUUUCUAAUACUAUUACUCUUGUUUUGUUCAUUAGUUUACAUAUAUAGUAUGCCGAUUUAUCUGUAUAGUUGCUACUUGUACAAAGCAUAGUAUUGUGUUAAUUGUGUGUCAAAACAACAAUAAGCAUGUUUUGUCAUAUGAGCAGAGGUUUUCUUUUUGUAACAGAUGGUUAUUUAGCAUUCAUCCUCCCACUGAAGAGAUUUCUAAAAAAUGGACCCACACAGUUCGCAGCUCUUGCAUUAUUUCAACAAAAUGAAAUUCUGAGUGUAAAUUAUUCUGAGUUUAAGUUAUCUGUCAACAAGAGAUUAUAAUAAAAUAUGAUGUAUAGGACCACUUGCAUUGUGACCUGUAGAAAGCCAUCUGUAGUGGCUUCUUAGGUACUUCAUUACGUCCCGUUUUAGAAAUGAAUACAUUAUACUGGGUAAAGGAACAAAUAACCAAUACAUUGUGUACAUUAGCUAUUAAUAAAUUUCAUGAGUGAUAUUUAAUAAGAGGUAACCCUAUAGCUAUACAAAUCAGAUUUAAUUUUAGAUAUUAUAAAAUACAGAAUUGCUCUACAUGUAUUCUUAUAUAGAAACCUUUACUUAUUGAGCCUAGAAGUCUUAUGAGCUUUUAAAUAUAACUUAAUACAAAAUGUAUUUGCUUGAAUGGUAGAUUUAAGGUUUACAGCCAAGGAUCAGUGACAGAUUAAAAAGACUGCUUUACAGCAAGAACCUAACGCUCUUAACAACUGUGCUAUUCUUCCAUGUACACAUUCAAGAAAAGGGACAGCACGCAAAAGGAAGACCAGAGCGAUACACUCGCUAAGGAUGAUGAGGGUAAACACUCUUACAGAUAAAGCAUGUGGUCACAGAAAUCCUAUGCAGUAUAAUAGAAAAAGAACUCAAAUAAUUUUCCAUUUGGAGCCUAACUGUUGAAUACUGUGAUCUAACAACAAAAGAAGACCAAGCUUUUAUAAACAUUAACAAUAUAUCCUCUAGAUUGUGUGGGCUCAUGGUAACAUUUUCUGAAUGUGGAGUAUUUUUCUAUGGAAGAACAUAAAAUCUGAAACAGUAUUUCUUUUUUGUUUUAAUCUACAAUAACCACAGAAAUUUGGAUGUGAUUACUGCUAAUAUAAUGGAGUAGUGACUACCAAGUUUAGGAAUUCUGUUGAAAUCUGAUAGACUAGUCAAAAGACAACUUUGUAAUAAUUGACAUUUGACCCUAAAAAGCACUUUUUGUUGUGUGUCUUCAAGUCAUUUAUGACUUACGAUGAUACGAAGGUAAACCCAUCGCUGGAUUUACUUGGCAAGAUUUGCUUCAUUUAAACAUUUCUGUGGAUGUAUUUCCCCCUCCAAAUUUUAUAUAUUUCCAAACUGAAAUUACUUUAGUGCGUAAUCUAAACUUUUAAUUUCAAGACUGUACUUCAUUCUGGUCAAUGUGUGUUCAUAGUUCAAAGAAGCAACGUGUGUCUGCUGUCAUACUAUUAAUGUUUUACAUAAUAAUUAUCAAGAGUGUCAAUUAUUUUGGACUAGCAUUUUUAGCUUUAUUUGUAUGCUUAUUCAUACAUCUUUGCAUGAUCACUGUGCAGCUGCAAAUCAUAGUUGCAAAGGACUAUACCUGUUCUAGUAACUGAUGAACUAUUAGCAGAAAUGCUUUGGAGGGAAAAGUCAGUUUUAUGCCAAUAUAUCUCUAAAUGCACAAUUCCCACUUAAUUCAAUAGCACUUUGUUAUAAUCAAGCACAUGUAGACAAUAUUGAGCAGAAAAUUUGUAUUAUGGAGUUUUCAAUAGUUUUCUGCUCUUAUUUUUUGCUUAUUACUACAGCUGUUUGCCAUAUAUACUAGUGAUAAUGGAUACGGAUGGCCCUCAGUAUCCACAAAUUCUGUGCCUGUAGCUUGAUACUAUUCCAUCAAAAAACACAAAUUCCAAAAAAAAGAAAAAAAAGAAAUACUGAUUUUGCCAUUUUAUAUAGGGGACACCAUUUUACUACAUCACUGUAUAUAAUAGGACUUGAGCAUCCACAGAUUUUGCCAUCUACGGAGUGUCUUGGAACCGAACCCCAGCAGGUACCAAGGGCCCAUUGUACUAGAGAUUGUAGUUCGCAACACUGAGAAGACCACACAAUUCCCAUCCCUGACUUAAAUCCAGUUAACUGGAGUAGAUCUAGUGAAUCAACUACCAACUGAUAUAUCAAUAUUUACAUAAAUCUCAUUGAUUUGGUGGGUUUAUUCUGUCAAAAGAGCAGUAAUUAGAUGUAAGCCUUUGUGUCAUUCUCUGUGUUGACUAAAACUAUAAGGAGACAAAAGACUGUACAACUCUAGGCAUAACAAAUGUGCCCUUUAAAAAUAAUAUCUGAAAACUAUUUCUAGGCUGUUGCUAAAUAUAAUAACCCUGCUGAUGUGUAAGAAAUGUAGGGUUGUUCUGCUUAGAUGUUAUGAGUCAUGACCACAUUUCCUGUGUCAGGGUUUUUUUUUUUGUUGUUGUUCUUUUGGAAUGGACUUUUUAAAAAAAUGUACAUGACCCUCUAUAUUUAAUAAUUAUUUUAGUAGGAAGUCAUUUUUCCUUACUACUCAUGUAUACAAGGUUCUAGCAUUGAAAACUUCCAGGGUUGAGUACCUUCUCCAAUUAAGCCUCAGGCCCCAUCUACACUGGUAAUUUCAUGCAGUUCAAAGCCAGCUUCAAUCUGUGGUGGCUAAACUCCUACAAAAGUGCUCUGUGGCUUGUGCAGUCACUAACCCAGUUUCAGAUUCCAAUAUUUCCUAUGUAAUCCUCUGCACAGCAAAAUCACAUUCUUCACUACCAGUAUGGAACUGCAUUAAAUAGUGAGUGCAGAUGCGACCUCAGUCUCUGCCAGGAUAGUUCUAUGUUAAUUCCAGACAUAUAGUUCUGGUUCAAACUGAAAUGUUAACAAAUGUUUUCUGGCGAUAAAAAUUUCCUCUGAAGUAAAUUUUUAUAGUUAACGCUUUGUUAAAACUGUCAUUGAUGUAUACAUUGCACAAAAAUGCCAGCAUCAAACAGAUGGUUGUCCAAGUGUGAUUAUUUGUACCCAAAAUAAUAAAAAACAGUAUCAUUA
Anolis carolinensis (green anole) is the source of this 6984-nucleotide messenger RNA. It is a transcript of the gene ccdc125, whose product is annotated as coiled-coil domain containing 125. Gene Ontology annotation, biological process: negative regulation of cell motility; negative regulation of Rho protein signal transduction. The coding region runs from base 229 to 1809 and encodes 526 amino acids. The record is from RefSeq and is a predicted model, not a curated record. Lineage: Eukaryota; Metazoa; Chordata; Lepidosauria; Squamata; Anolidae. The transcript has 12 exons. Gene Ontology annotation, cellular component: cytoplasm.